Messenger RNA from Malus domestica (apple), 3035 nucleotides. RefSeq names its product MDIS1-interacting receptor like kinase 2-like. NCBI's taxonomy places the organism in Eukaryota, Viridiplantae, Streptophyta, Magnoliopsida, Rosales, Rosaceae. Gene Ontology annotation, molecular function: protein kinase activity; protein binding; ATP binding. Gene Ontology annotation, biological process: protein phosphorylation. The record is from RefSeq and is a predicted model, not a curated record.
GAGUAGAAAAUCCUUUCAGAAAUUCCAAGCGUAAAGAAAGGAUUAGAAUCUCUGCACCUCUAAAGUUGUUACUAGCUCCCAUAUUUAUUUGUGACGCAUACAAACUGGCAAAAAAAACAUAUCAUACUGCAACUCAAAACCAUGACAUUUCUUUAUAUGCUCCUCCUGCUGUCCGCAUUCCCAUUGAUCAAAACGACAUCUAUAUCUUCAAGAAAACAAGCAGAAUCGCUCGUCAAAUGGAAGGACGGCCUUUUUAAUUCAUCAUCAUCAUCAUUAUCGCCACCUUCGCUUCUCAAUUCAUGGUCCCUCACCAACCUCAACAGCCUCUGCAACUGGACUGCCAUUUCCUGCUCCAAAACCAGAAUAAUCUCCAAAAUAGACCUCUCCAAUAUGCACAUUAUCGGAUCACUGUCCCUUUUCGACUUUCCCUUAUUUCCAAAUCUCACCCACUUCAAUCUAAAUGGCAACAGUUUCGGAGGGCGUAUACCGUAUGCCAUUGGAAAUCUCUCCAGGCUCAUAUCUUUGGACUUGGGCAACAACUUUUUUGAUCAACAAAUUCCCUCUGAGAUUGACCAGGUAACAGAGCUUCAGUAUCUAAAUCUCCGCGACAACAGUCUCUCUGGUACCAUCCCUCAUCAACUGAGCAAUCUCCAAAAGGUAUGGUACAUGGACCUUGGAUUAAACUAUUUUAACUAUACUGAUCAAGAUUGGUCAGAAUUUGCAGGCAUGCCUUCAUUGACCUACCUUGAUAUGUCUACGCAACGUGAUAAUCUAUAUCAUUCUGAAUUCCCAGAAUUUAUAUCUCAAUGUCGGAACUUGACGUUCCUCGACUUGUCUCAAAAUAAUUUGAAUGGCCAAAUUCCACCUUCGAUAGGCCAACUCAGGGAGCUCCAGUACCUUGAUCUUUCAUACAACUCCUUAAACUCUUCUAUCCCUUCUGAGCUUGGUCUUUGUACAAACCUCACCCACUUGUCUCUGGCUUCCAAUCAACUCAACGGGGAACUGCCUCUGUCCUUGUCCAAUCUGAACAACCUCGUCGAAUUGGGUUUGGAUAAUAACCGAUUCUAUGGCAGGAUUCCACCUUCGAUAGGCCAACUCAGGGAGCUCCAGUACCUUGGUCUUUCAAACAACUUCUUAGACUCUUCUAUCCCUUCUGAGCUUGGUCUUUGUACAAACCUCACCCACUUGUCCCUGGCUUCCAAUAAACUCAACGGGGAACUGCCUCUGUCCUUGUCCGAUCUGAACAACCUCGUUGAAUUGGGUUUAGAUAAUAAUCUAUUUACUGGUCAAAUCCUUCCUUCUCUGGUCUCCAAUUGGACUAAAAUGGUUUCUUUGCAACUUCAGUCCAAUGAACUCAGUGGGGAGAUUCCGACGGAAGUUGGAAAUAUGAGCUUUCUGUUUACCCUCAAUCUAAGAAGGAACCACUUGACAGGAGUGAUCCCUCAUACUCUAGGCAACUUAGCUGAGCUUGAGCUGCUCGAUUUGUCUCACAACGACUUGAAAGGAGUAAUCCCACGGUUUCUAGGAUUAAGAUUAGAGGUUCUCAAUAUCUCACACAACCAUCUUUCAGGGCAAAUCCCAUCAUUUGUAACCAUGUUAUUUCUUCGUGCCUUUGAUUUUUCUUAUAACAACUUGACUGGCCCAAUCCCAGGCGUUUUCCAAUCGGCACCAGAAAAUGCUUUUGUUGGAAACUCUGGCUUGUGUGGGUAUGUACAGUGUGUAGACAGUAGAUCCACUUGGCCCAACAGAAAUUCCGAAAAGAGUAACAAAAGAGUUCUACUUGGUAUCCUUGUGCCUGUUUGUGGUUUAUUAAUGGUUACAACUGUCAUUGGUCUUAUGUUCCGUAAAAAAUCCAGUCUCGUUUUGAACAAAGUCAACACUUCUGAAAACUUUGAGAGUUUGGAGUCAAUGAUAUUGCAAGAGGAAGUAAAGUUUACGUUUGCAGAAGUUGUGAAGGCUGUAGAUGACUUUCAUGACAAGUACUGCAUUGGGACAGGAGGGUUUGGAAGGGUUUACAAGGCAGAGUUGCAAUCAGGCCAAGUUGUUGCAGUUAAAAGGCUUAACAUGUCAGACUCUAAUGAUAUUCCAGCAAUCAAUCUCCAUAGCUUUCAGAAUGAAAUCCGAACUUUGACAAGCAUCCGGCACCGAAACAUCAUAAGGCUCUAUGGCUUCUGUUCAAGAAAGGGGGGUUGCAUAUUCCUGCUUUAUGAAUACUUAGAGAGAGGAAGCCUAGGAAAAGCUUUGUACGGAGUUGAAGGUGUUAAUGAACUUGUCUGGGCUACUAGAGUCAAAAUUGUGCAAGGACUUGCUCAUGCACUUUCUUACUUGCACCAUGAUUGCUCUCCACCUAUUGUGCACCGUGACAUAACCGUCAACAAUGUAUUGCUUGAGUCUGAUUUUGAGGUUCGUCUCUCAGAUUUCGGAAUAGCCAGGUUAUUGAGUACUGAUUCAUCCAACUGGACAGAUAUUGCUGGUUCAUUUGGCUACAUAGCACCAGAGCUUGCAUACACUAUGCGAGUCACGGAUAAAUGUGAUGUAUAUAGCUUUGGAGUGGUGGCACUCGAAGUCAUGAUGGGAAGGCACCCAGGGGAUAUGCUAGAGUCCCAGCUACAAGAAUCAUCAAAGUCAAGGAGGGACAAUGUAGAAUUGCUCCUGAAAGAUUUGUUAGACCAAAGGUUGGAGCCGCCAACCAAUGAAUCUGCAAAGGCAGUGGUGCUUGUAGUGACAAUGGCCUUGGCCUGUAUACGAACACGUCCUGCAUCAAGACCCACGAUGUUAUUUGCGGCACAAAAACUCUCAGCUCAAACCCUGCCUUGCCUUCCCGAACCAUUUGGUAUGUUGACAAUCAACAAGCUAAUGGCACUAUGAAAAAUAAAACAAAAAAAAAAAGAAGACAAGGGCGAAUAGCUCAAACUUCCCUUUUGUAUUCCUGCCACACACAAUUCCAUCUAAUUUCUCGUGUAAUACAUCUUCAGUACCGUAAUUACUCAUCUGUAUUAUUUGUCGAAUGUGGAUUAAUGUGUGAAUUUUCUUAA